AUGGCGGGCGGGUCUUUUUCGUCCUUUGACCCUACGGGGGAGGGCAAAUGGGAAAUUUAUUACCAAAAGUUCAUGUUCCAUUGCCAACGUCAGAAGAUCGGUACUGAUGCACUGCGCAAGGCCGAACUAAUUUCGAUCUCAUCAGAUGAUAUGUUCGAGUUCAUGGAAAGCGUUUGUGAGACAUCCUUAUCGGACGAGGCACUGACAUUUGCUAUGAUUUGCACCAAAAUCGAGGCCCAUCUGCAGACCGGGAACGUGAUAAUGCUCACCGCAGAAUUCAAUACAAGAAGCCAGCUCCCAGGGGAGUCAAUUUCUGAGUACAUUACUGUCCUUCGGAAAAUGGCUAAACCUUGUGAAUUCGGGACCGCUUGUGAUAGGAAUAUAAGAGACAGGCUGGUAGUCGGGGUGAGGAGCAUGGAUACUAGGGCACUUCUGUUCAGGGGGGGAAAUCAAAUGACUUCUGAAGAGGCAUUUCAAAUAGCGAAAAGCGUCGAAAUGUCGCAGCAGAAUGCAGCCAAAACUGAGAACGGGCAUGGCCUGCACAAGGUGGCAUACAGCAAGAAUUAUGAGAAGAAUAAUAAUUCUGAGAAAAACAACAAGAAGUCCAAGUGCUGGCGGUGCGGGCGGGGUAACCACAAGCCUAAUGAGUGUCAUUUCAUAAAGACUGUUUGCAGAUUCUGUAACGUAGAAGGACACAUCGAGAAAGCCUGCAUAACAAAGAAGAAGGGCGGCAAGAAGACCAACCCGCCCUCUGCACAGCCGUCGAAAGUCCACCAGGUCACCGUCGAACCCCAUGGACAGCAAGUCCCGCCCAACAACGCGUACUCGGAGGCAGGUCCCUCGUGGGCCAACGAGUACAACGAGUACAGCCUCGGCGCCAUGCAGGUCGAGGUAAACAUCAACAAAGUUGGCAUACUAAACAUUCCUCCCCCUAUAAUGUUUCAGGCAGUGGUGGACGGAAAGAUCAUGGAAUUCGAAACGGAUUGUGGCUCACCGAUCGCACUCAUCAGCGAGGCGAUUCAAGAGAAGAGAUGGCCGGGAAAGAAGCUCGAGAAGUCACCAUUGAGACUCGCAACAUGGACCAAGAGCCCCGUCACCAUCAAAGGGUACUUCUGGGUGAAAGUAAGCCACAACAAUUGUCAUGAAAAUCUGCCUCUGUUUGUAGGAUACGGAGAAGGAACAAGUCUGCUGGGAAGGCAAUGGUUCGACUUUCUCGGGAUCGCUGUGACAGUCCACAACCAGGUCAACAAGGUCAACGUCACCGAGGGCCAGGGCAAGUUGGUCGCAGCGCCCGUCGAGCAAACGCCGCAAGAACUGCUGAGGUACGAGUGUUUUCAACCAGGCUUGGGUGAGUACAAGGGAAAGCCAAUCUCCCUCAAAAUUGACACCACCGUAAAGCCGAAGCGUUGUAAAGCUAGAAAAGUACCUUUUGCAAGGCGUAGGGCGGUAGAGCAAGUGAUUGAUUCCAAAGUAGCUCAGGGAGUAUGGAAAGGGCCUUUGCAGUCGGCCGAAUACUCCACACCAAUUGUCGCUGUUUUCCAAGACAAAGCAUUACCCAGGCUUUGUGGAGACUAUCGGGCGACAGCAAACUAG
Messenger RNA from Frankliniella occidentalis (western flower thrips), 1593 nucleotides. RefSeq lists its product as uncharacterized. NCBI's taxonomy places the organism in Eukaryota, Metazoa, Arthropoda, Insecta, Thysanoptera, Thripidae. The transcript has a single exon. Gene Ontology annotation, molecular function: nucleic acid binding; zinc ion binding. The record is from RefSeq and is a predicted model, not a curated record. Bases 1 to 1593 code for a protein of 530 amino acids.